Molecule: messenger RNA, 336 nt
Organism: Chenopodium quinoa (quinoa)
Lineage: Eukaryota; Viridiplantae; Streptophyta; Magnoliopsida; Caryophyllales; Amaranthaceae
Exons: 3
Coding region: 1-336 (111 amino acids)
Source: RefSeq, a predicted model, not a curated record
AUGAAGUUUCACUUCAAUAACUCUAGAGUGGAGUUGAAGGGGGUUCCAUCAAAGAAGCUUAAGGUGAUUCAGGAUGGUCCUUCAACCAAACUGCUUGAUAAUGCUGCUCAGGGUUAUGCUAGUAUAAGUAAACCCCUCACUGAUUUAUUGAAGAAAGGUGCAUUUGAGUGGUGUGAUGCUGCUCAACAGGCUUUGGAAGCAUUAAAAAUUGCAUUGGUUACAACACCUGUCCUAGCAAUACCAGAUUUUUCAAAGCAAUCCUUAGGCCCUAAGUGGCAGAAACUCUCAAUUCAUGAGAAAGAGCUGUUGGCUAUGGUGUUUGCUGUGCAGAAAUAG